AUGUCAAGUCCAAAGCUAAUUCACGAUAACAAUAUGAAGAGUCCAAUGUUGAUGUUUCAUGAAGAAAAACAAGAUUAUGAAAAGGAAGAACAAAUCAUAGUGUUGUCUAAACCAACAUCACCAAGAGAAAAACACAAGAUGGAAGAUAAAGAUGAAGAAAAUGAUGGAUUCAAAACUCCGACUCGGUUUGAAAAUAGAAUACAAGAACCAAAGCAAUGUCCAGUUGCACCAAGAAAACCCAAACCAUCUUUGAAGAGAAGGAAACCACAUUGCAAACAACUACUUGAUGUUUCAAGAGAGGUUGAAUUAUUGUUCCAAAUCAAACAGAAAACAUUUUCAACCUCACAACAUAUUACCAAGAAAGUUCGAAGAGAAUAG
Molecule: messenger RNA, 378 nt
Organism: Vicia faba (fava bean)
Lineage: Eukaryota; Viridiplantae; Streptophyta; Magnoliopsida; Fabales; Fabaceae
Source: the annotation of a GenBank genome assembly